AUGGAAAUCAUCCACCAAUCCCCCACCUCCUCCUCCUUCACCCCUCUUGCGGUCCACCAAUCCCAAACCCCCGACUCCUUCUACUCCGGCCCUGCGGUCCUCUACCACCAUUCCCCCUCCGCGUCGCUUUUGCUCCAUGCUUCAGACCUUGCGGCCGCCCCAGCACUCGCGGCUCUGGCCAAUGGCGCACACAGGAGUGCCAAUGGUACGGCAACAGUAGCUGUCAACGGCCACGAUGCGGCAGAAGACGAGGACGAGGACGAGGAGUUUGAGAUAGCUGGCGUGGAUGUUUGGGUGACUUCUGAGCGUUUCAUACUCUACUCCCCCACCCUCUCCACCGGCCUCUCGAUCCCCUACCCCUCCAUCUCCCUCCACGCCGUCCAGCGCCCCUCGCACGGGAACCCGGCCUCCCUGUUCCUACAACUCCUCACCGAGGCCCCGACGUUCGAUGACCACGACCCCGAUUCCACAAUCUCGAUGACCAUCGUUCCGGCUGCGGCUGCUGCUGCAACGACGUCGGAGGAUUCGCCGGAGCAGGUGGGACGCGUUACGCCGGAGUCGGAAUCGCAGGCCCGGCGACUCUAUGCUGCGCUUUCUGCUUGCGCGAAUCUGCACCCGGAUCCGGCGAGUGGCUCUGAGGGUGAUGGGGAGGACGGAGAAGGAGGAGGAGGGCAACGUCCGGCUGUUAUGUUCGAGGGAGAUCAGGAUGUUGGUGGUGUAUACCCAUUGAGCAAUGGAGAGGGAGGAGGGGCGGGACUCCCGCCGCCGAUGCCGGGGAGUGGGGUUUGGAUCACGGCGGAAAAUAUGGGGGAGUUCUUUGAUGACGAGGGGAACUGGAGGGGAAAUGGGGGCGCGGGGCAGGAAGUAGGCGUGAGUGGUGGUGCUGGUGGUUUGGGGGAGGGCGCAGGAACUGUGCGGACGAGGGAGGAAGAUGUUGAUGGUGAGGAUGCAGAGGGAGAGGGAGAGGGUUCAGAAGAGACGAAGUGGAGGAGAACGGAUUGA
This is a messenger RNA of Letharia lupina, 1002 nucleotides long. RefSeq lists its product as uncharacterized. Lineage: Eukaryota; Fungi; Ascomycota; Lecanoromycetes; Lecanorales; Parmeliaceae. Gene Ontology annotation, cellular component: cytosol; spliceosomal complex. The record is from RefSeq and is a predicted model, not a curated record. Gene Ontology annotation, biological process: mRNA cis splicing, via spliceosome. The coding region runs from base 1 to 1002 and encodes 333 amino acids. The transcript is spliced from 2 exons.